UCAGUUUUAUUCUUAAUUGCAAGAACUUACACAGAGUGAAUACUACAGAAACGUAGUAACAGCUACGGUCAUUUAAGGGCUGUAUGCAGGAGACAUGGGUAAAAUGGAAAGUAGACAGUCAUCGGAAACAAUUGAAGCGAAUGCCUUUAGGAAGACAACCUACCAGGAUAAUCAACGAUUCUAUUCUAAAGGAGGCUGCUGCGUCAGGGCAUUGAUAGGUCUUUUGAUAGUCUUUGUCGUCACAACAUGUGUGCUUAGUGUAGUCCUUAUAUGGAGAGAGAACAGAAGCAGCUUCGAACCUAUAACCUCUGAAUCACUACAGAAAGCAUAUCCGGGUUACUUCCGGACACUGAAAGAACAGGUUGAGUUUGAGGUACCUGUUGAUCCUAUUCCGGCAGGGGAAAACUUUACGACUGUUGGUUUCACUUGUGAUGUAAAUUGCGCGGUUACACCUGUAAGAAGGAGGAGGGAUGCAGCAGACAAAACCUUUCAUGGUUGCUGUGAAUCGAGCAAACUUUUUAUCAGCCCAAUUACGUUAGAAAAUAUGGACGGUAAGAUACGAGAGCUCGUGAAAGAUGAUGAUGUCAAGCAGUUUUUCCAAACUGCAAGGUGCAAGCAAUCUUCUGGUUGUACUGGAUGCACGUGCAUGCUUGACCGUGCGAUAGAAACAGCUGUUGUGUACAAGAUCGGCAAGACAUCGUCAUCGGCAAGCUUUAUCGCUGAUAUAGAAAUAGAUACAUUUUACUUUAACAAAUGUUGCAAAUGUGUGAACGUUAGAGUGAACGGAUGAACGUUGUUUAUUCACGCAACUUGUAAAACAAACAAAUUUGUUAUAUAGAAAGUAUAUAGUUAAUAUUUUUAUAAUAAAAAAAUAGUAUCAAUUCGAGUUGUAGAUUCAUAUAUGAACAUUCUAUAUGAAAUCAUAUCAUUGUGAUUAAAUCUAUUAUUAUUAUUUUGAUUGUGAAUUUGUAUUAUUAAAGCCUCAAUUAUGUAUUUAAACCUCUCUUAUACAUAUUUGUUUAAUCUUUCGCUAUGUUUGACAUGUGUGGCGGAACAUUAUCGUAAAAGGCAACUAUUGUUGGUCCCCUGCAGAACAUCUACCUUUCCAGCCUUUCAAAAUACUAUUAUUUUUCAUAAGUCAGUAUUGACUGGAUAUCAACAUAAUAAGUUACAAUUAAACUGCAUUAAGAGUUAUUUUAUACUGAUACUAUAACAUGAAAUUUACUUCAUAUUUUUGGAAUCGGACAAUUUUACAAGUAUGAGUAUACAAGAUGUUGAACUGCAUUCGGGACAAGGAAUAAUCACAGAUAGUUUUUAUUGAUAUACCGAUUUGGUUUUGAUAGGUUUAACGUUCUAUUAACAUAUAUAGGUCAUUUAAGGACGUGCUUUUAUUUGUGCAAUUUAUGCAUAAUUUUGUUCUUGGGGCAGGAUAUAUUUGUGUAUUGGCCUCCCUACGGUAGCGCGGAUGUGAUGCCGAAUUUAGAUUGACAUAGUGGUUAGCACUCUGUUAUAUGUACCAUAACAAUAGAUAUAACCUUACGAGUCGUUUGUUUGUUUGUUUGUUUGAUUUUGUUUAACGUCCUAUUAACAGCUAAGGUCAUUUA
This is a messenger RNA of Mizuhopecten yessoensis (Yesso scallop), 1604 nucleotides long. RefSeq lists its product as uncharacterized. Lineage: Eukaryota; Metazoa; Mollusca; Bivalvia; Pectinida; Pectinidae. The transcript has 7 exons. Bases 95 to 790 code for a protein of 231 amino acids. The record is from RefSeq and is a predicted model, not a curated record.